GUUUUGUAUAUAAAAACACACAAAGAAAACGUUGAACUAUCAUUGACAGGUCUAAGGUCAAAAGGAAGGGACAUAUUAUUUCAAAUCGAUUUUUUUUCACUAUGAUUGUCUUUAAAUGUUUAGCGAUUUCACUUGUUUUCUUUUUCAUAAACGAAGUAUCAUGUUUGGAAGAGGUUUCACAGAUCGGAAGACGUGCAGAAACACCGCUGGAAAUCGAAAUUGUCACCGUGGCCGAUUAUAGCAUCUUCAAUAAGUGGUAUGAGCGUUUAGACCCUUCUCUUCCUGAGGCAAAUAAGAUAGAAAUUGCAAAACAAAACUUAACAACAUGGCUUGGUACAAUGAUUCAUACCGCAAACCUCGUUUAUAAGAGACUGGAGGCACAUGGACUUUUCAUAUCAAUAAAGAUCGUAGACCUACUCAUCAUGACAACAGAGGCUGACUCCCCUUGGACAGAGACUACAAAGUUCAAGGUCAACGACACGUACUUCAUUGACCCUUAUGUUGUCCAUUCAAAAUUCAAUCCAAAGUCUAUAGAAUUACAGAAAACCAUUCCGCACGACCAUGCCAUGUUAUUUACAAGGUAUACUUUGCUUCUCGGAAAAAAUGGUACUAAGACCUAUGCAGGUAACGCAGUUCUCGGUGCUGAGUGUAAGCCAACCAGCCAGUCAAUUGUAGAGGAUAGUGAGGAAAUGUAUACAGCUCAAACAAUUGCACAUGAACUAGGUCACAGUUUAGGUUGCGAGCACGAUGGCACAAACAACACGUGUAAAGUGGGUCUGGGUUAUUGCAUGGAGGCAUCCUAUGUUAAAAACAACAAGAAUAAAUGGAUAUUCUCGUCAUGCUCCAUUGAUUACAUCCAAGAAUUUGUUAACCGGACAAAUAGACUCCACAAGAACUGCUUAGCAAAAGUCAAUGACCACCACCCUAAACCAGCUCUUGCAUUAGCCUCACAAAAGUGGGUUGGGGAACUAUAUUCUGUGGAUGAACAGUGUGUCAUUGCCCAAGGAAAAGGCUCGUAUAUGUGCAGGGAAGUUUACAAACAGAAUUUUACGGAGUUUUGUUUGAAAAUGUUUUGCUACAAUCCGAAGGAGGAUACCUGUUAUAUGCAAGAUGGUGGAGAUGGGACGCCGUGCGCUGCUGGGUCUUGGUGUGUGUCCAAUAACUGUGUGAAGGACAGCAGAGCCCCGUCAUCACAUGAUGACAGCUGUCCUUUCGGCGACGCAGAGGGUGUGGUGCAUAACAACCUUACUUGUAAACAAAUUGCUGCAACUCGUCCUAAUGAUUGUUUACGACAAAGCGUCAAACAGAAAUGUUGUGUUUCUUGUAAAACUGCUCAGACCAUAUCAGUGCCGGUUGAUGACCAAUGCAAGGCGGCUUUGGGUCCCCACUCAUACUUGUGCAGGAGUGGACGAAGUUAUCGGGAAUCGUCUUACGAAAUAUUAUGUGAAGACCUUUACUGUUUAAAUACCUCUGAUAGCUGCUCAUCUAUAUAUGCUUAUGAUAAAACACCAUGUGGACACAAAAAGUGGUGCAUAGACAGGAAGUGUGUUCAAGAUUCUAACGCACCAGAUGUGUCCGAUGACUGUCCAGUGGGAGACCUUGACAAUGACCCAUCCGUUUCCUACAGCAAUAUGACAUGCGCAGAAAUAAGACAGCACGACAACAACUGGGCAUGUUACAACAACUAUACUAAAAGACAAUGUUGUAAAACGUGUGAAGAUGUCAGAACAAAUGUUAAAGGAUGUGAAUAUGGUGACAAACAUGAGUCUUGCAAGGCAUUGAUAGCGUCUAACCCAUCUAGUUGCUAUCGAGGUGAUAAUGCCAAUAUUUGUUGCUCCUCUUGCAGCAAAUACUAUACACCAUCUCAGAAAGGCUGUGAAUAUGGGGACAAAGAUGUCACUGGCUGUGCAGACCUCAUUAAAUCCCGCUCUGAUGGCUACCAAUGUUACGGCAACAAUGCUAACAUUUGUUGUAGAUCAUGUGGACAGUUUCUAAAUGCAUCGAAUUCUGGAUGUGAAUAUGGCGAUAAAAGCAAAGAUUGUGCGGCUCUGAUAGCAUCUAAGGCAGAUGCAUAUAACUGUUACGGAAGGAAUGCCGAUGUUUGUUGCGGCUCUUGUGGACAUUACUAUAACCCAUCCCACAAAGGUUGCGAAUAUGGUGAUAAGUACCAUGGCUGUGUGAAAAGUAAAUGUUCAGUUUAUACAGCUGAAUCCAGAAAGACUUGCUGCGAAACAUGCAAACCCUCCGUUGAUAUUGUUGGUUGAAUUUACAUCACAUUUCAAAUUAAAGAAGGAAAUGGAACUGUGUCAAGAA
Ruditapes philippinarum (Manila clam) is the source of this 2313-nucleotide messenger RNA. Its product is annotated as A disintegrin and metalloproteinase with thrombospondin motifs 9-like. The transcript has 19 exons. Lineage: Eukaryota; Metazoa; Mollusca; Bivalvia; Venerida; Veneridae. Gene Ontology annotation, biological process: proteolysis. Gene Ontology annotation, molecular function: metalloendopeptidase activity. Bases 102 to 2264 code for a protein of 720 amino acids. The record is from RefSeq and is a predicted model, not a curated record.